Messenger RNA from Corticium candelabrum, 1390 nucleotides. RefSeq names its product decapping and exoribonuclease protein-like. Lineage: Eukaryota; Metazoa; Porifera; Homoscleromorpha; Homosclerophorida; Plakinidae. Bases 36 to 1211 code for a protein of 391 amino acids. The record is from RefSeq and is a predicted model, not a curated record. Gene Ontology annotation, cellular component: cytosol; nucleus. Gene Ontology annotation, molecular function: mRNA 5'-diphosphatase activity. The transcript is spliced from 6 exons. Gene Ontology annotation, biological process: nuclear-transcribed mRNA catabolic process; NAD-cap decapping.
UCUAGCUAGUGUACACUGUACUGCACAGUAGAAAAAUGAAACGUCGACAUGUCGAAGGCGAUGCAGCGUCUGACCUGAAAAAGCGCAAGGCAACUGACUCGGAAAUAACAAAGAUGACCGUAGCGCCAAUCAGUCAAUUUUCUACAUCACCUUGUCCGGUCUACAAGCAACCUGUCGAGCUCGGUUGCUUCUCAUUGGACAUAGAUAGAGCAUUUCACUCGGAUCGUCGUGGUUUGAGAACGUACUGUGCUCCAGAUGUGCGGCUGAGGCUUCAUCUUAGUGCUGGAUACGAUGGAUAUGUAGAAAAAGAAGGCACGGAAUAUCUUGAUCACAUACUCACCUGGAUUACUUACAAUCUAUCGAGCCUACAGAGCAGACAUUCAAUCUUGUUGUCAAAUGAGAGACUUCCUUUUGAUUUUAUUACUUGGAGAGGCCAAUUCACCAAGAUCAUGUGUACACCCUAUGAACGUCGAGAUCCGUGGCGAAUAGGCCUGUCGCUCUGGAAUGGAACUAUUUACAUGACCGAACUUGAAACAGAACAUUCUCGCCAGCAGAAACUCACUCAAACAGAACGGCAGAAGUUGAUGUGCUACUGGGGUCGCAAGUUUGAGGAUUACUGUACAGAAGAAAGAAGUUCAUUGGAAGUUAGAAACCCAGUUAAUAAUAUGGAGGCAUUCUGUAGUGUUGUGAGUACAAGUCUGGAUGAUUACCGGAUACUAAUGGCUGGUGAAGUCGAUUGUAUGAGAAAGGAGUGUGACAAGAAGCCUCCAGAAAAUUAUAUAGAAUUGAAAACAUCACGGAAGAUCGAAGGUCAUAGACAAGGAAGUUCCUUUCGAAGAUUUAAACUUCUUCGUUGGUGGUGUCAGUCAUACUUGUUAGGAGUUCCAGAGAUUAUUGCUGGUUUUCGAGACGAUGAUGGCAUCCUACAACAUUUAACAACAUACAGAACACUUGAACUACCCAAUCUAGUGAAGAGUGAGAGAAAUGUAUGGAGUGGAUCACUUUGUUUGACCUUUACGAAGAAGCUGCUGAGUUGGAUCCAGACUGUUGUAACCAAAGAAAAUGUUGUGUAUGUGAUGGAUUGGGAGUCACCAUUCACUCAUGUCACAAUGGAAGAAACACAAGAAGACAAGUUUGUAUUUCUGCGGCAAUGGUAUAUAAAAAACCUUGAAUCAAAUGAUCAAGUUGGGCAAAGGCAAGCACACCAAUAGCUGUAUAAAAAACUGCUAUUCAGUUCAGCUAGAAUGCAUGAAAACACAUUUUUAUGUACAUUGAUGUUUGGAUCAUUUCAGUUCGUCUUCUGAUGAAUCAGGUAACUCAUCACAUUUGAUUGUGUCCUCUUCAUUUCGGUCCCACAGAAUCUGGAAGUCAUUCUUGGCUACCUGGUACA